AUGAGCUCCAAGAGCGGAUCUCAACAACGAGGCAAUGAAUGGUACUUGUUUCAUGGUACCAAUCCUGAAGCAGCAGCUGCCAUUUGUCGGGGUGCCCAGUUCAAUGCUGAUGAGUAUGCCAAGCCUAAUGCGGAGGGCCGAUACGCGGUCCUUCUGUGCCGUGUGAUUGGUGGCCGCGUGAACUACACUGACGAGGUUACUCCAGAUCCAGAAGCACUUGUCCAUUCCUGCAUCGAAGGGGACUUUGAUUCCGUUUGUGGCGACCGAGAGAAGACUCGUGGAACCUACAGGGAGUUUGUGCUCUUCGACUCUGAAGAUGUCUACGUUGAAUAUGCUUGGAUCUCGUUGAUUUGGACCUUGUGAAGAGUUUGGCUGUGAAAGGUUCCAAUCGUACCAUUUGUGCCCCACCUUGAACCCAACAUGUCUCAAAGCUGUUAUAUUCAGUGCAAGAGGGCUUUAAUUUUAUCACUUGUGCAUCGUGCUGCUUACGCUAGAGUGAAGGAUGUUUCAAAGUCUCUGUGAUUUAAGCACUUCAUAUGCAAGCACAUUGAAUUUGAUGCCAGCCUGGAAGCCAACUCGAAGCAGGUGAAAAGGGCGGUUUAAUAACGAUGGUCAGGCUUUGGAGGCAACUACGAGCAAGGACGCUACUAGGGGCUCCUGGCCGUACUACUAGGAGCAAUGUUCGCUACUAGGAACAAAGGGCAUCGCUACUAGGAGCAAGGACGCUAAUUGGGGACACCUCAGGUCCCAGGGCAGCAGCACUCAUUCGACAUUUUGAUGUUUUAGAGCAUCUCUGGACGUGAUUUUGCUGAUCCAUUCAUGAAAUCCAACCCAAGCCCUACAGGUCAUUGAGUACAAGAGGAAGUACAAGAAAGAAAAGGACUGAGGCUUUUGCCCCCAUCUUUCAGCCGUGUUGCUGCAAAAGCCAUUGCACCUUACCUUUGAAUUUGGCUGAGUCUUUUCACCAUGCCUUGAAGGGGCAUGUCUUCGAAUGUCAGAGCAUGAUUUCUUUCCCGUUCAGUACGGGCGCAAACUUUGUGUAUUUGGACAAAGUUCCUAUCUAGCGAAGGCUCCAUAAUGUGGACCUUCGCAGUUUCAACUGUACGCUUCAGCCCAAAGUGGCCACGGAUGUGUGAACCCGAUAAAAA
Molecule: messenger RNA, 1148 nt
Organism: Durusdinium trenchii
Lineage: Eukaryota; Dinophyceae; Suessiales; Symbiodiniaceae
Source: the annotation of a GenBank genome assembly